UUAAUUUGUAUGAUUUAUGUAUCACUAGAAGAACAAGUCGCCGAAGAAUUCUGUUACUUCUUAAGCAGUAUUCAUGAAGUCAGUAGAAACGAGUGCUUUUGCAGUUGUGCAGUGACCAUUACAGUGCUUUUAACUCCUUUUAAUGUUCUAAAGGUUCAUGUAUAGUGUUUAAGAAUGGAAUUCUGUGGAUCUGUGUGGUUGCUAACAUUACUUGCAAGUUUUAGUAGUGCUCGAUGGCUCCCAGGACCUACAGAAACUGUGAGAGAAGAUUGUUCUACUGCAUGGGAGUGCUGUAGCUUGGAGUUUUUAUCAGAACAGUUCAAUAGUUGCUGUUAUGAUCAUGGAUGCUGUCCUCUCUGUGAUAAAUUUUGGCCCAAUGGAUGUUUCUACAAUAAUAAGAACUAUGACUUUGGUACUGUUAUAGAAUACAGUCCAAAAGAAUGUAAAAAGCUAGUGUGUGUUGCAGAGGUAUCGACCUUACCACCAUACGUAAAAGGAAUUAUAAUGCAGACUAGUUAUAAUUCAGGGAUUACUGGGGCCACCUGCAUGACUACAGUGAACACAAUUUGUGUAGAUGAUUUUGGCAUACUUAGAGCUGAGAAUGAAGAAUGGUUUGUAAGCUCUACAUGUCAGCAGUGUUGGUGUAAAAAUGGUGUCAUAAAUUGUCAGCGUACAAAGCGGCCAUGUCCUUUACCACCCCACCCAAACUGUAUAGCUAUACCUUAUGGCUGCUGUCCUAAGUGGGAUUGUGGUGGUGAGCAAACAAGUGGUUGUCCAGACCCAAAUUCAUAUGGCAGAGAAUGCAUCCAGUACUUUGACCAAUGCCAGUCUGACAGAGAUUGUGGUACAGAAGAGCACUGCUGUUUAGUUGCUGGUUGUGGAAAAGAAUGUAUUAGUGGUUGUCCAGACCCAAAUUCAUAUGGCAGAGUAUGCAUCCACUACUUUGACCAGUGCCAGUCUGACGGGGAUUGUGGUACAGGAGAGCACUGCUGUUUAGUUGCUGGUUGUGGAAAAGAAUGUAUGAGUUUCAGCCAUUGUGUAGAUAACUAUGGUAUUACUCGUAUGACUGAAGAAACUUGGUGUUACCCUGGAAACCCAGAGAAUAAGUACAUUUGUCUGUAUGGAGACAUUCAUCCUGUUGAAGGUUCUUGCAUUUCUGUGGUUGACCCUUACACAGAGUCUCCAUUACCUUCUGAUUGUAUAAUAAGAUAUGGGUUGAAUUAUUCGGCUGUUUCGGAUCAAUUUAAAACCCUCAUGAAGAUAAAAGCAAAACUUCCCCUUAAAGGUGUCAGCUUCUUUGUGGAGGGAUUUAAAUCCCUUGUUACCGGGAACGUUACUGCCAAUAUAUCUUUGGGAAGUCAGGAUAUUGCAGAUAUAACUUCUCAAGCACAAACAUUCAAGUGGGAUUCUGUUGUUCCUCUACUGAGUACAGAUACAUCAAAGUUACAGAUUUCUGCCUUGAAUGCUGGGGAACUGAGACUACAGAUAAGUAAUGUAACAUCAAACAUAUUAUUUGAUAAGAAAAUAUUAAUAGAAGAUCGAUCCCCGUCCAACUUUCAUCAAGUAGCCUUCAGAAGGACAGAUCCAAUAUCAAUAGAGAUGGCUCAGUUAGGUGUUGCAGUUGGUGAGGCUACUUCAAAAUUCAUAUCCAGUUUGAAUCUCCCUGGCUCGGCUGCUGCUGCUUUGACGUUACUGGGAGAUUCUGUUGGUUGUGAAGGGAGGUUUGGUAACUUCUUGAGACCAGAAUUAGAACCUCCUUGUAAUGCUGCUCAUCCCUACAGAACAUUAGAUGGCACAUGUAAUAACCUUGACAACAAUCUCUGGGGAGCAGGUUUUACAAAGUUUAGACGUAUUUUGCCACCUGAUUAUGCUGAUGGAGUUUCGUCUUUACGCAGAGCAAAAAAUGGCGGCCCACUUCCUAGUGCUCGUCUGGUUAGUACAAAAGUUAACAACAAACCAAAUGAGGAAUCUGCUGUACAUUCCUUUAUUCUUGUGACUUUUGGACAAUUUCUUGAUCAUGACCUAACUGCUACUCCCCUUUCCAGAGGUUACCUUGGAGGCCCUAUAAAAUGCUGCGAUGAUCUAAGUGUGAAGUUGGAUUUGGCUGCUAUUAGUCUUAAUGCUACCAAGUUAGCUUUGGAGGAAGUUAAAUCAAUAGAGCAGUCAAUUAAAACUAUGAAUGUCCAGAGUGAGCUAGCAGUUGCCUCAAAGACCUUGGAAAAUUUGAUGGUCCAAUGGGAGAGGUUAAUGGAGAACACCCAGGAAGUCUUUAACUUGACAAAUUUACAACAAUCUCUUCCAUUUAAUAGUGAUGACUUAAAAAUCUUGAAUGUUAUAAGACCAGUAAGCCGUGAAUGUGCUCCUAUUCCAAUUCCAUAUGAUGAUGAAUUUUACUCGUGUUAUGGACAAACUUGUAUGGAAUUUGUUCGCUCUUCACCUGCAGCAUCGUGCACAUUUGGUCCUAGAGAGCAGCUAAAUCAGAUUAGUGCUUAUUUAGAUGGCUCUGUCAUUUAUGGUUCAAGGAAGGAAAUUACAAACUCGCUUAGACAGUUGGUAAAUGGACUCUUAAAGGUGCAGGUUACGUUGGAAGGCAAAAUCUUGUUGCCUGGCGAGGAAAAUCCUAAUGAUGGAUGUAAUGUUCAUGAUCAGUUUUCUAAUGGAUUUUUCUGCUUUAGAGCUGGUGAUGGGCGUGUUAAUGAACAAAUACUUCUGGUAUUUAUGCAAACUGUUUGGGCCCGUGAACACAAUAGAAUAGCGACAGUAUUAAAGCAGUUCCACGGAGACUGGGAUGAUGAGAGAUUAUUCCAAGAAACACGAAGGAUUGUUGUUGCUGAACUGCAGCAUGUUACAUACAACGAAUUUCUUCCAGCAGUUUUAGGAAAUGUGUUAAUGGAAACCUUACAGUUGAAACCUCAAAGUAGUGAUCAAUACACAUCGGAUUAUGAUGAGACGCUGGAUGCUUCAAUAGCUAAUUCUUUUGCAACUGCUGCAUAUAGAUAUGGACAUAGCCAGAUCUCUGAUUUUAUACAAAGAAUUAACAGUGAUGGUGUGGUAGACACUGAACAUACAUCAUCAUUAUUCUUCAACCCAUUCACCAUGUAUGAAGAAGAAGCUGUUGAAGAACUUGGUAGAGGCAGUGCAUCCUACAGAGCUCGGAAGGUUGAUUCUUACUUCACUGAAGAGGUAGCUGGCAAGCUGUUCAAGGGUUCUGGUAAAUUUGGUUUAGAUUUGGUAGCACUCAACAUUCAAAGGGGAAGAGACCAUGGUUUACCUGGUUAUAUUCACUGGAAGGCACUUUGUGGUGAAGAAGUAUCCCAAUUCAGUGAUCUAUCAUCAGUUAUGAAUGAAGACGUUAUUGAUGCUCUUCAAGAAGUUUACAGUGACCUGGAAGAUGUUGAUUUGUACAUAGGAGGAGUUUCAGAGCAACCUUUCCUUGAUGGCAUCCUGGGACCCACAUUUAGCUGCAUAAUUGCUGAUCAAUUUUUAAGAAUGAAAAAAGGAGAUAGAUUUUGGUAUGAAUAUAAAGGCAGCCCUGGUGCUUUCACUGCAGCACAACUGAAGGAGCUGCACAAAGUUACUUUGGCUAGAAUUCUGUGCAACAACAUCCCAGAGUUGAUAACCAUACAACCCAACGCUUUCAAGAUUCCAAGCUCGACUAAUCCUCGGGUAAGCUGUCACUCUGGUUUGAUUGGAGACUACAGCUUAAGCCCUUGGCAAACGUAUUAAUUUUAGUGUACAGAAAUAUAAAUACAUUGGCCUAUUUUAUAGUGUAAAGAAAUAAAUAGUAUGGAAUAUAAAAA
Molecule: messenger RNA, 3800 nt
Organism: Macrobrachium nipponense
Lineage: Eukaryota; Metazoa; Arthropoda; Malacostraca; Decapoda; Palaemonidae
Product: peroxidasin homolog pxn-2-like
Exons: 22
Coding region: 175-3726 (1183 amino acids)
Biological process (GO): response to oxidative stress
Cellular component (GO): extracellular region
Molecular function (GO): peroxidase activity; peptidase inhibitor activity; heme binding
Source: RefSeq, a predicted model, not a curated record